Drosophila kikkawai is the source of this 4136-nucleotide messenger RNA. RefSeq names its product anillin, actin binding protein (gene scra). Lineage: Eukaryota; Metazoa; Arthropoda; Insecta; Diptera; Drosophilidae. The record is from RefSeq and is a predicted model, not a curated record. Gene Ontology annotation, biological process: mitotic cytokinesis; septin ring organization; actomyosin contractile ring assembly. Gene Ontology annotation, cellular component: actomyosin contractile ring.
UCUCUGCACUCUAAAAAAAUCGAAUCCAACCGCCGAAAAAAGCAGAAGCGACGCGCAUAAUUUCGAAUGUAAACUGACGCGCAGCCCGCAAGUGAUAAAUAAAAAAGAGUGCUAGUACAGUAACAGUACGUCCGGCAUUCAAGUGCGCGCAACUAGAAAACGCAUUUGCAUUGGCAGCAGCAGCAGCAACAAAAACAACAAUGGACGAGUUUACUCAGCUCAUGCUCGAGAAGGCGGAACAGCGCAGUCGCGCCCUCGGCAUCAGCAACGCCAGCAAAUUCCCCCUCUCCGAGUGCAGCGUUCCGACGUCGGAUGCCGCCGCGGUGGCUCCCAGGAGCCACUCUCCGGGUGUGCAGAGCGCCGCCAGCAGCAGUGGCAAGGUCGUGCUGCUAGACAAGGCUUCGCUGGAGGCGUCGCCAUCCAAGCCGCUGCGUCACUAUACGGCGGUCAAGGACAAGGAGAACAUGGAGAUGGGCAUUGAGAUAAACAUAACCACAGACAAAGCAAUUGGGGUGCAAGUUGAGAUCCAAGAGCAGGAGGUGACCGACGACGACGAGGAGGCGGAGACACCGAGUCCCGCCCUGGAGCCAGUUAACCAGCCGCUGGCGAGACUCAGGGACACUUCCCGUAGCAGACUGCAGCGCAUGGGCGCUUUGUACUCGAACACUGACGACCUCUCCUCGCCCAUCCACCGCACGGAGGGGCAGUUCCAUGCGGGCGACGACGACGAUAUGACCAGCCGCUGCAGCAGACAGCCGAAGCAGAAAUUUGGGAAACUAGCCGCUUUAGCGGACACUAUUAACCAGUGGGAGGACGACACGGCACACCACGAUGUGCACAGACCCAUUGAGGCGCCGCCACCGAAGCCGGAUUUGCCCAGUCGGCGGGCAGAGAAGGGGCCUGCCCCGCAACCCCCACGUAAGGACGAAGUAGACGAGGCUGCCCGGACCAAGCAGCUAAAGUGGGAUCCAAAGGUACUGAGCUCAUUGGAGGCCCAAGGUUUUCAGCGCCGCGAGUCGUCGACUAUUAAACACACAUAUGAUUAUGCCAAACAGGGAGAGCCGGCGCCAGCGGUCAAGCCACCAGUGCCAGAGAAAUCGACGACCGUCAGCCAGGUGGCCAGAACCUUUGGGUCCUCUGCUCCUCAGCUAGCCAAGCCUGCACCAGCUUCAGCGCCUGCGGUGAGCGUGAAGUCUGGUUUGGUUUCCGGCCGAGCAGCCAUUUUCGAGAAUAAAGCCGGUGGCAGUGGACAGUUGCAAGGCAGCCAGCGUAACCAGAAGGAUCCCUGCGAGCUGUCGCUGAAGGAGCGCAUGAAGCUCUUCGAAACAGGGAACAACAAGGCCAUGCUGCCCAAGGCGCCCAUUGGAACUGCUCCCAGUAUUAGCCAGAUCAGGCCCGAGGAGGCGAAAGCCCAUGUGGCGGCAGUGCAUCCGGUGACCGCUGCGGCUGCUACCACGGUAUCUGCUGCUGCGGCUAAACCCAAGCCGGAGAACAAGCUGCGCGACAAGGUGGCCGCUCUGGUGGCCAACGCUCAAUCCAGCUCUGAGAACAGGUUCAAGGAAAUCGAUCGCCAGAGACAGGAGGACAUGCAGAUAAUCUCGAAUCGUUUCAACAAGCAAAAGGAGCUUUUCGACAUCCAGCAAUCGGCCAGUGUUGUGCCUGCACCGGUUCCAGCACCUGCGCCAGCUCCUAGUAGAUUGGUGCGUCCCAUGCCGCCGCCUCCGCCACCGCCCACUGUAGGACUUUCACCCGCAUCGGCCAGCAGCAAGAGGCGUUCACCUGGUGAUGCGCCCAUCACUGACGAGGACUCCAAGCGAGCCCGCACAUCUCAUUCCGAUCGCCUGUAUCCGGCCUUGUCCGACCUCGAUUCCAGCGGGGACAACUGCUGUGCCACGGAAACGGCCUCCGCCACCGAUGACAGCCACCAUCUGGACGAGGAGGAGACGGAAAGUUGCAUGGAUGAGUCGGAGGACCAGUCGCAGACUGAGGACAGCAGCGCCGGUAUGUGCAACGGCAGCCUGGGCCGCGAGAUAAUGAGCGCCGUGCAGCGCAACGAGGCGGAGCAUCAGCAGUGUGCCAAAAAGACGGUGCACUAUGCGGACCAGAACAUGUACUACAGCCACGAGGCUCACGAGGACAGCUCGUUGAACUCGUCGCAAGCCUCGGGCAUGGAUGAUUAUUUGAAUCAGGCUCUGGGCGAGGAUUACGGCAGCACUCAGGACGAUGAGAGCGAGAGCGGGGAUGAUCAGAAUGCCAGUCGGCUGUCCUUCGGCAGCAAAGGAACCACGGCCUCGAACAGCUUCUCCUUCCGAAAGAAUCCAGCCACCAGCACUUGCACACCCAUCGAUGAGCACUCGGAUAUCAUGGACGUGCAGACGCCGCUGCCCAGUGGAGCGCAGCCGGUCAAGUCCGAGCUGAGCGUGAACCAGGACAACGACAACCUGGUCACCUUGGUGCACACUGUGAGCUUCUACCGUCGCCAGCAGAGUGCCAACAGCUCCAAUUCCACGCCCGUGCGGAAGAUAUGCCGCGAGCAGCAGGUGAUGCGAUCAGCUCUCGCAGGGGACUGUCAUGCCAAGCACAGGCUGGAAUAUGACUCACCGCAACAGGGCGAAGGUGGGGCGGCUAGCAUGGACGAGCAGACCGAUGAGGACGACGAUCAGGCUCAGAAUGCGCGCGACUCCAGCGAGGCCUCGCAGGCCCAGGACAAGAUCAAGAAGCUGCUGAGCGAGGUGUGCAAGCAGCAGCAGGUGAUCGGCCAGGCAAGCCAGGCCCUCAAUCUGUGCGCGGCCACCGUCGAGUUCUCCGGCUCUACGGAGUCCGUGGAGGGGGAGCGGUAUCUCCUGCUGGCAACCCAUCGUCGGCAGGCCUGCCUGGACGAGGUGCAACGUUUGCGGGUGGAGAACAGCAUGCGUCCCGUGGGCGCACCCAAGGAGAAGGGACUGCUAACUGUGAAGGACAUCACGAUUCCCCUGCGCCAGGAGUAUGUGCGUAAAAUGGCUUCGGGCAACAUUAAUGGACAUCACUUGGUGUGUCUGCUGAAGUACAAUGAGCACGUACUGGCCACCAAGACUGUGCCCACGAUGCCUGGCCUGUUGUCGGUCAAGUUCCCCGACGUCUUGCAGCUGAACAAUGUGUACGCCGACUUCCGGAUCACGUUGGAAAUCUAUGGCAUGCUGGCCCAACGCGAUCAGCUACCCCACGAGCUCAAGUAUCACAUUAACGUGAAUAAGAAGGGCGGCGUGAAGACGCCCAAGAAGAAGAGUGGCGAGAAUCGGCUGGUGAUGCCGCCGGUGCAGAGUCCGGCCGGGCCUCAUGUGGUGCGAAAGCCGCAGCUGGUGCAGUAUGGCUUUGCCAUCUUCUCGCUGCGUGAGAUCCAGCGCACCAGCUGGACGCUGACCCAGGUGUUGGGCGUCAGCCCACUGGAGGGCGUCGUCCAUAUGAAGGUUAACUGCGAACUGUCCGUGAGCGUGGAGUACAAGGGAUUCCUCACCAUGUUCGAGGACAUCUCCGGCUUCGGGGCCUGGCAUCGCCGCUGGUGCUAUCUGAACGGCUCUGUGCUGAACUUCUGGAAAUAUCCGGACGAUGAGAAGCGCAAGACGCCCAUGGGUAGCAUUGAUCUGAAUGCCUGCAGCUCCCAGAAGGUGUCAACCGCACCUCGUGACAUUUGCGCCCGCCUUAACACCAUGCUGCUGGAGUGCGAGCGCCCGGCGAUGGACACGGACCAGGAGUCGCUGAUAAUCGUGCCCAAAGGACACACAACCACUGUGCGGCAUCUGCUCUCCGCCGACACGAAGGAGGAGCGCGAGGAGUGGUGCGCCUACUUCAACAAGGCGCUGACGCUGCUGCGCGCCUGGGGAAACACCCACUAGACCCGAGUGGGCCGCUUGCAAUUGCUGUCAGACCGCGGACCACGAACGGGCGGGUUGUUUAAAGUUUUCUCUUUUUAAGUUUUACUAACCUUACUACUUUAAUUGCGUUUGUCUCAUUUUUUGUUUUACGUUUCCCAUUCAAAUUAAGUGGAUUUCUGUAGGCCUUGUUUGGAUAUAACUCGUAAAAUUCAUGUACAUUGCAUUAUAGGAUGUCCCGCUAAAAUCUAUAUAUAUAUAUUAAAUACAUUUAAAUCCCAGUAAAAA